Messenger RNA from Salvia miltiorrhiza (redroot sage), 636 nucleotides. RefSeq lists its product as uncharacterized. The coding region runs from base 1 to 636 and encodes 211 amino acids. The transcript is spliced from 3 exons. NCBI's taxonomy places the organism in Eukaryota, Viridiplantae, Streptophyta, Magnoliopsida, Lamiales, Lamiaceae. The record is from RefSeq and is a predicted model, not a curated record.
AUGGUUAUUGGCUUAUUGCCCAAAGUUUUUUCCCAGCUCGCUGGUACCAAAGACGUUUGGUGUUGGAAGGCUACAAGCAACGGGAAGUACUCAACAAAAUCAGCAUAUGCUUGCAUUGAGGAACAAAGGGAAAGAAGUGUACAGGUACUUUUAAUCAAGAACCAUUUGGUUAAAGUUUGGGGGGCCGCUGCACCCCAAAAGGCGAAAGUUGGUGCCUGGAGAGCCUUGAGAAAUCGAUUGCCGACGUGUGACAACUUGAAAAGGAGGAAUAUCCCGUUGGACGAGGUCGAUGCUGUGUGCAGCGCCUGCUUCCAUCACAACGAGUCGGUAAAUCAUCUUCUUCUGAAAUGUCCGAAGACAGAGAUGGUGUGGGUCGAAAUUCAUAGGUGGAUUGGAAUUUCUACUGCGCAGCCACAGCUCAUCAACAUGCAUUUCGAGUCAUUCAUAAACUUAGGCACGGGGAAGGAAAAUGAGAAAUUUCUUACGGCUCUUUGGAUUUGCACCGUGUGGCAGCUGUGGAAGAAACGAAAUGAGUGUAGGUUCGAUGGCAAGGGGUGGGAGCCGAAGAAUUUGAAUAAGGAUUUUGAGGGGCACAGCUUUGGUUUUGAUGCAUUUCUAAAGAAAUGUGAAUGCUAG